Messenger RNA from Rhinolophus ferrumequinum (greater horseshoe bat), 752 nucleotides. RefSeq names its product fibroblast growth factor 17 (gene FGF17). Gene Ontology annotation, cellular component: cytoplasm. Bases 45 to 695 code for a protein of 216 amino acids. Lineage: Eukaryota; Metazoa; Chordata; Mammalia; Chiroptera; Rhinolophidae. The record is from RefSeq and is a predicted model, not a curated record. The transcript is spliced from 5 exons. Gene Ontology annotation, molecular function: growth factor activity; type 1 fibroblast growth factor receptor binding; type 2 fibroblast growth factor receptor binding. Gene Ontology annotation, biological process: cell differentiation; positive regulation of cell population proliferation; fibroblast growth factor receptor signaling pathway.
AGUUUGGGGGCAGGGGGGCAGCCGCCCCAAGGAACCUCUCCGCGAUGGGAGCCGCCCGCCUGCUGCCCAACUUCACUCUGUGCUUGCAGGUACUGAUCCUCUGCUGUCAAACUCAGGGGGAGAAUCACCCGUCUCCUAAUUUUAACCAGUAUGUGAGGGACCAGGGCGCCAUGACCGACCAGCUGAGCCGGCGGCAGAUCCGCGAGUACCAGCUGUACAGCCGGACCAGCGGCAAGCACGUGCAGGUCACCGGGCGUCGCAUCUCCGCCACUGCUGAGGAUGGCAACAAGUUUGCCAAGCUUAUAGUGGAGACAGACACGUUUGGGAGCCGGGUACGCAUCAAGGGGGCUGAGAGCGAGAAGUACAUCUGCAUGAACAAGAAGGGCAAGCUCAUCGGGAAGCCCAGCGGGAAGAGCAAAGACUGCGUGUUCACGGAGAUCGUGCUGGAGAACAACUACACGGCCUUCCAGAACGCCCGGCAUGAGGGCUGGUUCAUGGCCUUCACCAGGCAGGGCCGGCCCCGCCAGGCCUCCCGCAGCCGGCAGAACCAGCGAGAGGCUCACUUCAUCAAGCGUCUCUACGAGGGCCAGCUGCCCUUCCCCAACCAAGUCGAGAGGCAGAAGCAGUUCGAGUUUGUGGGCUCAUCCCCCACGCGCCGGACCAAGCGCACUCGGAGGCCACAGCCCCUGACGUAGUCAGGGACACAGUGUGGGGGCAGCUGCCACUCACCAGCCUUCCUAUCCCCUUCCCUU